Synchytrium microbalum is the source of this 174-nucleotide messenger RNA. RefSeq lists its product as uncharacterized. The record is from RefSeq and is a predicted model, not a curated record. The coding region runs from base 1 to 174 and encodes 57 amino acids. NCBI's taxonomy places the organism in Eukaryota, Fungi, Chytridiomycota, Chytridiomycetes, Synchytriales, Synchytriaceae. The transcript has 2 exons.
AUGACAACUGUCUCUUCGGAACAACAACCCGCAUCACCUACCAUGACAAGACCCAGUCCUCAACCUGACGAACGACCUACUCACAACGAGGAUGGUCUACCUCUAUACUGCUUGUGUCGACGACCUGAUGAGUUCGGAUUCAUGAUUGAAUGUGACUAUUGCAAAGAGUGGUAG